AUGAAGAUCCUCAGUUAUAAUACUAGAGGUUUGGGGAGUAGAACCAAGUGGAGAUUCAUAAGAGAGCUUAUAUUGAAGGAGAAGGUUGAUAUGGUGUCCUUUCAAGAAACAAAGUUGGAUAUUAUUGAUAAACCCCUUUGUAAUUUUAUUUGGGGGGACUCUUCCUUCGAGUGGGCAUUCACCCCGGCGGUUAAUAGGGGCAGAGAUCUUUUAUGUAUUUGGCAACAAGGAGCUUUUGUCCUAGAGAAUUGUCAUCGGGGAAGUAGCUUUAUUUCCUUGAGAGGCGUUUGGGGGGAGAAUUCGUUGUCGUGUGUCAUAACAAAUAUUUAUAGCCCUUGCUCUUUAAAGGAGAAGAGGAUUCAAUGGAGCGAGGUGGUAGCCUUGAGGUCUACGAGUCCGUUGUUGGCAUGGUGUGUGGUAGGAGACUUCAACUCGGUUAGACCAUUGGCAGAAAGAAGAGGAGUUAGUACAAGCUCUUAUGCCUCAAGGAGAGAUAUAAAGGAAUUCAAUCUUUUCAUUGAUGCUAUGCAGUUGUGUGACAUCCCUUUGGCGGGGAGGAGAUUCAUUUGGGUUAGACCAAACGGUCGAGCUAUGAGUCGUCUUGAUAGGGCCCUAGUGUCAGUUGAUUGGUUGGAAGAUUGGCCUAAUUGCUUCCAACAGGUGAUGAGUAGAGAUAUUUCGGAUCAUUGCCCAGUUGUUAUUAAACGCUCUGAUGUGAAUUGGGGACCUAAACCCUUCCGCUUCUUGUAG
Messenger RNA from Lotus japonicus, 750 nucleotides. RefSeq lists its product as uncharacterized. The record is from RefSeq and is a predicted model, not a curated record. Gene Ontology annotation, molecular function: catalytic activity. The coding region runs from base 1 to 750 and encodes 249 amino acids. NCBI's taxonomy places the organism in Eukaryota, Viridiplantae, Streptophyta, Magnoliopsida, Fabales, Fabaceae. The transcript has a single exon.